Molecule: messenger RNA, 1386 nt
Organism: Penicilliopsis zonata CBS 506.65
Lineage: Eukaryota; Fungi; Ascomycota; Eurotiomycetes; Eurotiales; Aspergillaceae
Exons: 2
Coding region: 46-1152 (368 amino acids)
Biological process (GO): mitochondrial proton-transporting ATP synthase complex assembly
Cellular component (GO): mitochondrial inner membrane
Source: RefSeq, a predicted model, not a curated record
AGGCCGCCAUUCUGUGAGGAUAAAAAAAAGUAGCCCAGAUCCGACAUGUGGAAGCCAUUGGCCUUCUCCUUCCUCACGGAGGCGUCCGCUCUCCGGGGUGGCCGCUGUCUCAGCUGUCAAUUCCGCCAUGCUGCGACUACUCUGCACUCCAGGCAAGCUCUGCGUCACUACACUAGCAAGAACCAGAAAGGAAACAACGGAAACAGCAACGGCAAAAAGGCAACAACUGCUGCCCCCAGUACGAGGGUCCAGUUCAAGCAGAAUCCAUCUCCAACAGCAAAUCCCAGCAGCAAGCCGGGCGAUGAAGACUUUGUUCCGCCGUCACUCGACCGCCCGAUAGGAACGGUGAUUCCACCAGAGGAAGGGCAGAACACAGGAAUUGAUAAGCGGACAUUGGGCGAACGGCGGGAUGACUUUGUCAAUUACGACAAGCACCUUGAGAGGCGGAAAGAGCUAACAAGACAAGUUGCGAAACCGUACUUCCGCGAAUGGUCGAAUAUGCGCUAUCAUGAAGGCAAGACUUUCCUAUCGAACCUGCGACUGUUUAAGCGCGAAAAGGCUCUCUAUUUUCCGAAUUUAUGCGGGCAUACGCUGGCGUCACCCAAGGAACCGCAGAAUACCACCUCAUUGUUACGCGGCAAGAUCUCCGUCGUCAGUCUCUUCUCUAGCGUCUGGGCUGAGCGGCAGGUGGCAACCUUCCUGGGCCCCAAACAGAACCCUGGGCUCUACGAGGCUCUCGCGGCGGGGGGACCGGCAGUCCAGAAGGUUGAUAUCAACCUUGAGGAGAACCCGCUUAAAGCUGGACUGAUCCGGAUGUUCAUGUGGAGCAUGAGAAAGAAGCUGCCAGAGGAACAGCACGAGCGAUACUUUCUCGUCCGCAGGGGUCUAACAGACGGGCUUAAGGAGGCUAUCGGGAUGAUGAACUCGAAAGUCGGAUAUGUCUACCUACUUGACGAGAACUGUCGUAUUCGAUGGGCGGGGAGCGGCCCAGCCGAGGACGCCGAGCUGGACGCUCUGAACAAAGGAAUCCAGAGACUAGUGGAAGAGAAGAGGAUUAGGAUGGAGUCUGACAUGCCAGCUGAGGCUUGGGACUCGGCGGCCAAGACGGCCGAAUCGACACAGCCCCGACCCCGGGUUGUCGUCAAGGCGUGAUUUUUGGACAUGAAUAACACUUCUCUUCUCUGUUUUUUUUCCCUCUCACAUGUACAUUAUAUGUAUAAAAUUAGACGACAACGCCAUCAUAAAGAUAGAUCACCAUGUAUAAAGAAUUAUAGUAGAGUAGUACGCCCGCAAACGCCUCGAUGUCCAGAACCGCUGAAUAUAAGACACGCAUUGGAAGAGGGAUAAAAAGCAGCGAGAAAAGAGCAAGAGCCUAACUGAAAAAAA